UUUCAAAACACCUCCAGAAGGUGAAAGACCAAUCAUCUUCAGAUGUUGCGCCCUACGGAAAAUGCGGUAAACUGUCUCGACUUCCAUCAACUGCACAUUCACAGGAGCGAAGGUCGCCUGCCUGCGCAUUCGUUUCCAGCCCGGCACUACCGAUCGCAGCUUCGACCGCUAGAGACACAUCGAAGAGUCUAAGUUAAGCUUAGAAUCACGUGUUGCCUGACCGGCUAACCAUGAUCGUAUUUUAUAGGAUGUCGAUGCCUUCUACUGCUCCGUCUUUGAAGUGGAAAAUCCAGCCCUUAAAAGCGUUCCGUUGUGCGUCCAACAGAAACAGAUUGUCGUCACGUGUAAUUACGAAGCACGCCGAAGAGUACGCAGCCUAGAGGCAAUCACAUGAGGCUACCUAGGUCUAACCAGCAUUUUCUCCUCUCCGCAGGGCCUGCACAAACUCCAGCUGAUCCGGGAUGCGAAGGCUAAGUGUCCAGAUGCGGUAAUUGUUCUAGGCGAGGACCUCACCAAAUUUCGCGAUGCUAGCAAAGCGCUAUACCGUUUCUUACGCGGCUUUUCGUGGAAUCACAAGGUCGAGGCCCUUGGAUUCGAUGAGGUACGAUCCGUCAUCUGUUUGCUUAUGCGGAAUGCUCAGCAUACGCUGCACAGCGACUCACCACAAUCUAUUUUUAGCCGUCCCAAUACUGCGUUAUGGAAAGCGCGCUAAGACCCUUUUGCAGGUCUUUCUUGACGUGACUGACAUCAUUGAAUAUAAUCUGCAGAUACUCGCAGAGCACAAGCAGCCCCAACCCGCCUUCUUCCAUCUUCAUCGCAGUGAUCCAACCAGUGGCUUCGUUUAUGACGCGACCAAUAUCCCGGGUCAUACAUAUCCUCAAAAUUUCUCCCUCUCAGCCUCUUUGUCUGGAUCCGAUGAUUCGCUCUUGUUGCGACUGUCUCUCGGAUCUCAUCUAGCGUAUCAUAUUCGUCAGCAAGUAGAACAACAGAUGGGUUACACUUGCACUGUUGGCAUCUCAACGUCGAAACUACUUUCUAAACUAGUGGGCAAUCUCAACAAGCCCAAUGCUCAGACCACACUGCUUCCGCCGUAUGAGUACGAGGAUAACGGAGCGCUUGGCAACGUCGCUAGUUUCAUGGACGCCCAUGAUAUCGGCAAAGUGCCCGAUAUUGGUUUCAAGAUGACCGAAAAACUUAGGCAUUAUGUCUUGAAAUGCAGCCUUGAUUCCGGAUCUAGCAUUCCAUGCUCAGAAAGGCUAGAGCGGACCACUGUAGGUGAUCUGCGAAAUCUUCCUGGACUUAAUGCUCAAGUGCUCGAAGAAAUUCUUGCCGGUCCGGGGAUGCAACGAGGAGUUGGCUUCAAGACUUGGUGUUUGUUGCAUGGAAUCGACGAUACUGAAGUCGCUAUGGCCAGAGACUUUCCGAAGCAGAUCAGCAUCGAAGACAGCUAUCGGUGCAUGAACACCAUGGAAGGUGUGCUACGUGAACUACUAACCCUAUCUACUAGCUUGUUACAUCGCAUGCGCGCAGAUCUUACUGUAGAAGUUCAAGUCUUGGAUGGCAACCAUGGACAGAAGAAGACGCGGCAAUGGCUCGUGCACCCUAGAACCUUACGACUCUCUACGCGGCCACGUCCGCCGCCUGGAGCUGAUGGUAACAGAGCUCGAGCCUCAAUUAGGAUCUCUCGGUCUACGAGUCUUCCAACCUUCGUAUUCAAUCUUGCAGAGCCUGUUGAGCUGUUGGCCAAGCGCCUGGUUCACGAGAGCCUAGUCGUCCUCUUUCGUCAUCUCCAUCCCGAAAGAAGAGGAUGGGACUUAAGCCUUAUCAACGUAGCUGUGACGAACAUGGUAGAAACUGCUGGAACGUCAAAAUCCGCGGCUGGUCGCGACAUUGGCAAGAUGUUCAAGUUUCGAGAGAAAACUUCGGAGGUCCCCGGAAGCGUGAAGGCGAAUGUCACCUCCCUUAUACAAACGAAUAACAUAGGCGCAGUGAACACAAUGGCCGCGAGCCGUGCUCCGGCGUUGGAUGCCAUUGCAAUUGGCUCAGAAGAUCAAUUACCAUUGUCGCAGAGCACUCAGUUAUCCGAAGCCGCUAGCACUUGGGACGAGUCCGAGAGCGAUGAACAAUGCUUUGUGGGCAUUUGUCCGCACUGCGAUGCUCGAGUGCCCGAUUUCGCACUCGCUGCACACCUACGAUUUCAUGAAGUCAACAUUUGACUAUAUGAAAUGACUAAGUCUUCAUCUCCAGACGCUCUAAGACCACCCAUCCGCAUGACUUCUCAAAGCGGUUCGAUCCUACGAUUUAGCCACGGCUGAGAGAGGACACGUUAUGCUGCCUUGUGUUGUAAACAGAGCUGCACGGAUUUAGAAUGGCGAGACUUAAUGACCAGAUACCAUUUUUAAUUCAAUAUUUUCCAGCUGAGAGUGUGCAGUGUACAAGUCACGUUCAAAGGUGUGUAUUUAUCUAUGCAAGAAUGCAGUUCUGUUGCAACGACAACGACACACGCACAGGGUGCCAGCAGGCACGCGACUCACGCGUUUCCAACCUGCCCUGGAACAUACAUACUCUACGCACACACACUUGAAUAUAGCCAUA
Verruconis gallopava is the source of this 2595-nucleotide messenger RNA. RefSeq lists its product as hypothetical. NCBI's taxonomy places the organism in Eukaryota, Fungi, Ascomycota, Dothideomycetes, Venturiales, Sympoventuriaceae. Gene Ontology annotation, molecular function: damaged DNA binding; DNA-directed DNA polymerase activity. The coding region runs from base 525 to 2216 and encodes 563 amino acids. The transcript is spliced from 3 exons. The record is from RefSeq and is a predicted model, not a curated record. Gene Ontology annotation, biological process: translesion synthesis.